This is a messenger RNA of Ascochyta rabiei, 456 nucleotides long. Its product is annotated as ribosomal 40S subunit protein S13. Gene Ontology annotation, molecular function: structural constituent of ribosome; small ribosomal subunit rRNA binding. Gene Ontology annotation, cellular component: cytosolic small ribosomal subunit; nucleolus; ribosome. The record is from RefSeq and is a predicted model, not a curated record. The transcript is spliced from 4 exons. Gene Ontology annotation, biological process: translation. The coding region runs from base 1 to 456 and encodes 151 amino acids. Lineage: Eukaryota; Fungi; Ascomycota; Dothideomycetes; Pleosporales; Didymellaceae.
AUGGGUCGUCUUCACAGCAACGGAAAGGGAAUAUCGGCCUCUGCCGUCCCCUACUCUCGCAACCCCCCCGCUUGGUUGAAGACCACUCCCGAGCAGGUCGUUGAGCAGAUCGGCAAGCUCGCAAAGAAGGGUGCCACUCCCUCCCAGAUUGGCGAGAUCCUUCGUGACUCUCACGGCAUCGCCCAGGUCAAGAUUGUCACUGGUAACAAGAUCCUCCGUAUCUUGAAGUCAAACGGCCUCGCCCCCGAGAUCCCCGAGGACCUCUACAUGCUUAUCAAGAAGGCCGUUGCCGUCCGCAAGCACCUUUCCACCAACCGCAAGGACAAGGACUCCAAGUUCCGCCUCAUUCUCAUCGAGUCCCGUAUCCACCGUCUCUCCCGCUACUACAAGACCGUCGGUGCCCUCCCCCCUACCUGGAGGUACGAGAGCGCCACCGCCUCUACCCUUGUCGCAUAA